Molecule: messenger RNA, 2846 nt
Organism: Phycodurus eques (leafy seadragon)
Lineage: Eukaryota; Metazoa; Chordata; Actinopteri; Syngnathiformes; Syngnathidae
Product: neural cell adhesion molecule 2-like
Exons: 17
Coding region: 52-2529 (825 amino acids)
Biological process (GO): cell adhesion
Cellular component (GO): neuron projection; membrane
Molecular function (GO): protein binding
Source: RefSeq, a predicted model, not a curated record
CGCGAGCAAGGAAGGAGCGGAGGCAGCGCGCUGGACCGCAGACGGCCGCGGAUGAAGGGAGGCGAACCUCGCUCGCGUGGCUUUUUCCCGCACGGCGUCUUUCUGGCACUGCAAAGGAGUCGCUCGACAACGAUGCUCCAACUCGUGCACCUCUUGGCGGCGUUGGUGUGCGGCAGCCAAGCCAUCCUGCAGGUUUCCAUAUCCUUGAACAAGGUGGAGUUAAGUGUUGGAGAGUCCAAGUUCUUCAUCUGCACAGCGAUUGGCGAGCCGGUGAGGCUGGAGUGGUUCAAUCCUCAGGGCGAGCGCAUUGCGGGCUCCAAGCGGAUGGCGCUGCACACGGAGACGUCGCGAUCCCGGCUCAUCAUCUACAACGCCAUUGUGGAGGACGCCGGCAUCUACCGCUGCCAGGCCACUGAAGCCGGUGGCCACACGGCAGAGGCCUCAGUGGUGCUGGAGAUCUACCAGAGGCUGACUUUUCGGGACGUUCAGUCGCCGCAGGAGUUCCGCUAUGGCGAGACGGCGGAGGUGAUUUGCGAUGUGAUUAGUUCGCCGGUGCCGGAGGUCGUGUGGACCUACAAGGGCAGGGAGAUCGCUGAGGAGCACCACAGCAGGUUCAAGGUGCUGACAAACAACAGCCUGCAGAUCCUCCACGUGACCAAAGCGGACGAGGGCGUGUACCGCUGCGAGGCCAGCGUGGAGGCUCGUGGUGAGAUCGACUUUGUGGAUAUCGCUGUGGUGGUCAACGUCCCGCCGGUUCUGUCGGUUUCCCAACAGUCAUUCAACGCCACCGCUGACUACCAGGAGUCAGUCACCUUUACCUGCAUCACUUCUGGAUCUCCCGACCCUCUCGUAACGUGGCACAGGAAAGGCCAGCGGUUGGAGCCAUCGGAUCAGUACAUUGUGAGUCAACUGGGAGGGGGGCGGAGCAUGCUCACCAUCCGCAACAUCCGUCAGGGGGACGGAGGCUUCUACUACUGCAAGGCCACCAACAAGGCGGGUUCUCAGGAGAGGGAGCUCUUCCUCAAAGUGUUCGUCCAGCCCCACAUCACACAGCUGAAGAAUGUGACGGCGGUGGAGGGCAACGCCGCCAUGAUCUCCUGCAUCGCCGAGGGCGAGCCGCUGCCGGACAUCUCCUGGAGACGAGCCAGCGACGGGCGGACCUUUGUGGACGGAGACAAGAGUCCGGACGGUCGCUUUGAAGUGCGCGGUCACCACGGCAAGUCAGCGCUAACCAUCAGCAGCAUACGGCUUGCCGACCUGGGCCGCUUCGACUGCGAGGCACUCAGUAGGAUCGGAGGCCAUCAGAAGAGCAUGUUUCUGGAUAUUGAGUACAUACCAAAGUUCUUGAGCAACCACACCAUCUUCUAUUCUUGGGAGGGGAACCCAGUGAACAUCACCUGCGACGUGAUGUCCAACCCGUCCGCCACUUUGCUGUGGAGGAGGGAGCACUUCACCAUCUCCGCAGAGGAGACCACCAACACGCGGGUGCACAACGGCAUGGGCAAGUCCGUACUAGAGGUUACUCCGAUGUCCGACAGGGACUUCGGUCGCUACAACUGUACCGCCCGCAAUAACAUUGGCAUUCGAUUCCAGGAAUUCAUUCUGGCCCAGGCAGAUGUGCCAUCCAAUCCGUACUCGGUACGCCUGUCGGCCGUCUCCCAGCGUUUGGCUACCGUCACCUUCAUGAAGCCGGACUCUCACGGCGGCGUGCCCAUCGGCUAUUACCUGGUCCAGUACAAGGAGGCGGGCCCACAGGACUGGAGGGACGUCAGAUCGCAUAGUGUGCAAACGACGGUGGUGCUGACCGGCCUGGAGCCCAACACAACGUACGAGGUUCGAGUGGCGGCCGUCAACGGGAAGGGUCAGGGCGACUUCAGUCACAUGGAGACUUUCCAGACCUUACCCAUCCGAGAACCGAGCCCGCCGGCGGUCCACGGCCAGAGAGGAAUGGGGAAAGCCUACAAGCUGGGGCUGGUCAAGCAGGAUGACGGAGGGAUGCCCAUCGUGGAAUACAUUGUCAAGUACAAGACGGACAAGGAGGAGCAAUGGAUGACCAAGCUCGUUCCGGGCUCCAAUGACUUCGCCACUCUGCAGCCGCUGCAGUGGAACACGCGAUACGAAGUGGAGAUCACAGCCCGAAACGUGAAGGGCCUGUCGGAGCCCACCUUCUACCAGUUCUUCAUGCCGCAGAAACCCGACAUCACAGCAGAAUCCCUGUUCAGCGGCCUGGGCCUGGGCGCGGUGGUGGGCCUCGGCCUCGGAGCGCUGCUCCUGCUGCUGGUUCUGGUGGACGUCGGCUGCUUCUUCCUGCGGCGCUGCGGCCUGCUGAUGUGCAUCACGCGCGCGCUGUGCAGCAAGAAGACGGCCACCGGCGGCAAAGGCAAAGAAAUGGAGGAGGGCAAGGCCGCCUACCUGAAACUGCCGCUGAAGGAAGAAAAUGGCAAAGAGUCUCUCAAGCCGGAUACGAUUGAAAUCAAAUUGCACGGCGACCGCAGCAUCCACGCCAAGCCGGAAGACAGCAAAGCAUGAAAGGGGGCGCCCCUCUCGCACCCGCAAGAACAUUCGGAUCACGACACCAAAACUCAGAGAAGCUACAGAACUGCAACGUAGUCCAGAGAAAUAAGUGUGCGUCACUGAGAGGCGUGUGUAAAUAGAAAUUCGAGAUUGACGCGUGGGUGCGUGGCUGCUGACAUAUGACAUCAGUGAAAAAUGAUUGUAUAUUUUUUGUUUUGUUGUGUACCGUUAUGAGUCCCAUGAUGCUUUUUUGGGGGGUAAGGCGCCCUCCGGCCGCCUCCCGUGGGUUGUUCCAAAGAAUUCGCAACUCAGUCAGAGCCCCCCCCCCCCCC